Messenger RNA from Cyprinus carpio (common carp), 1570 nucleotides. RefSeq names its product alpha-1-antitrypsin homolog. The record is from RefSeq and is a predicted model, not a curated record. Gene Ontology annotation, molecular function: serine-type endopeptidase inhibitor activity. Lineage: Eukaryota; Metazoa; Chordata; Actinopteri; Cypriniformes; Cyprinidae. Gene Ontology annotation, biological process: negative regulation of endopeptidase activity.
AGAGCAACAGCUAAUCAUGAGUGAUUGUGUUCACAGAAUGUGGGGGUGGAAAUGGGUUAAUGUUUAAAGAUUUUACUCAGCUGAUGUCUGAAGGACUAUAAAUUGACUCCACUCCAUCCAAACAGUCUCCUGUCAAGAGGACUUUGAUGGUGAAAAAAAUGUGGGGAAAGAUGUAUUACAGUGUGAUUGCUGCCCUGCUGGUAGCAAUGGCCUGGGCCGCACCCCACGAAGGUCAUGACCAUGACGGCCACCCAGCUGAUCACUACCACCAUCUCCACCACGGGAAGGACGAACCCCACCCCAGCCACAGUGGGGAGGAUGCCUGCCAUCUGCUUUCUCCACACAACGCUGACUUUGCCUUCUCCCUCUACAAGAAACUUGCGCUCCAUCCUGAUGCCCAGGGCAAGAACAUUUUCUUCUCCCCGGUCGGUAUCUCAAUGGCUUUGAGCAUGCUGGCUGUAGGUGCCAAGGGUAGCACUCUAUCACAAAUAUACAGCAGUCUGGGUUACAGCGGGCUGAAGGCUCAGCAGGUCAAUGAGGGCUAUGAGCACUUGAUCCACAUGCUUGGCCACAGUCAGGACAGCAUGCAGCUGGAGGCAGGUGCUGGUGUGGCCAUCAGAGAAGGCUUCAAAGUGGUUGACCAGUUCCUGAAGGACGUUCAGCACUACUACAACAGCGAAGCCUUCAGCGUUGACUUCUCCAAGCCUGAAAUCGCUGCAGAAGAGAUUAACCAGUUCAUCGCCAAGAAAACCAAUGACAAAAUAACCGACAUGGUGAAGGACCUGGACUCUGAUAUGGUGAUGAUGCUGAUUAACUAUAUGUACUUCAGAGGGAAGUGGGAUAAGCCAUUUGAAGCACAACUGACUCACAAAGCUGAGUUCAAAGUGGACAAGGACACCACCGUGCAAGUUGACAUGAUGAAAAGAACCGGCCGCUAUGACAUCUAUCAAGACCCUGUCAACCAAACUACGGUCAUGAUGGUGCCAUACAAAGGCAAUACUUCCAUGAUGAUCGUUCUUCCUGAUGAAGGGAAGAUGAAGGAUGUUGAAGAAUCCAUCUGCAGGCACCAUCUUAAGAACUGGCAUGAUAAACUCUUCAGAAGCUCUGUGGACCUGUUCAUGCCCAAGUUCUCCAUCUCUGCAACGUCCAAACUGAAUGACAUUCUGACUGAAAUGGGAGUGACUGAUGCAUUCAGUGACACAGCAGAUUUCUCUGGGAUGACAGAAGAGCUCAAAGUGAAGGUGUCACAGGUUGUGCAUAAGGCAGUCCUCAGUGUGGAUGAGAAGGGCACAGAGGCAGCGGCCGCAACCACAAUAGAGAUCAUGCCCAUGUCCCUGCCAGGCACUGUGAUGCUCAACCGACCUUUCUUGGUACUGAUUGUGGAGGACAGCACCAAGAGCAUCCUCUUCAUGGGCAAGAUUACCAAUCCUACAGUGUGAGGUCCAACUCCAAACAGAACUUGACGAAUUUUGAAAUUUGAACUUGAAAUCUUGUGUAUAUCUUAUUGUAUACUGCAAUGAAUUGAUUUGAUUCAAAUUAAAUGAGUCAUCAUUAAAACAAUUACACAACA